This is a messenger RNA of Dermacentor andersoni, 3580 nucleotides long. RefSeq names its product arylsulfatase I-like. The record is from RefSeq and is a predicted model, not a curated record. Lineage: Eukaryota; Metazoa; Arthropoda; Arachnida; Ixodida; Ixodidae. Gene Ontology annotation, molecular function: sulfuric ester hydrolase activity.
CUACAGAGGCUGAAGCUGCACUUUUCUCGGGGUAUUUGGCAGAGAACCUUCUCUUUGUUUUCUUUGUCUGUGUGAGCACAUGUGAAUACAUAUCUUUCAAUAGCAUGACUCAAGAAACUUGUAAUCGCAUGGAGCUGUAUGUGCGCGAGCACUCUAUGCUUAGAAUGAAUUGAAAAUGUGGAGAAAGUCUCAAAGCAAUUUCACAAAAGAUGAACAACGGGGCACGAUGCUAAAUGUCCCACCUGACAACAGAGUGGGAAAGUGGAGCACAUUGGUAAUAGCGCGAAAGUGUCAAUUUUCGCAUAGCACGCGAAUUCUUAAUUUUUCCUCCCGUCUUGAUAGGAUAUCAUCACAAUGCUGACAUAUACAUGCACAAGAAAUCUGGUGAUUACUCAGCACGGAAUGUUCGUGCUAAUAUUGUAAGGCGAAUGAAGUACUUAUCUCACUAACUACGAUUGUGACCAAAGAAAUUUGACUAAUAAGGUUUAGAGAGAGAGAACAAAGAGCCACGAGGAAAGACAGGGAGGUUUGCCAGACAAGUGUCUAAUUUGCCAGCCUACACAAAGCAAAGAGUUACAAGAGAGAAGAGAAAAAGUGAUAAAGAGAGCACUAGAAAGGUGCACACGCGUUGGUGCACAUCAUAUCUGCCAAUGGUUAUUGAGCGCCAGAUACGGUCACAGCUACGGUGGCGCUAACGUAAAUAUUAUGUGUUUUACAGGUGAGCACUAAACGUAUAUAAAGAUGCGGCCUUUGCUGGUUCUCUUCUGGGCAUCCGUUGUCGUCUCCAAAAAGGUUCUGCCCCAUAUCAUCUUCGUCCUCGUUGAUGAUCUGGGUUGGGACGAUGUCAGCUUCCACGGGUCGUCACAGAUCCCCACUCCAAACAUAGACACACUGGCGGCCGAUGGCAUCAUCCUCAACAACUAUUACGUGCAGCCAAUGUGCACUCCGUCCAGGUCGGCGCUGAUGACCGGCAUGUACCCCAUACAUACGGGCAUGCAGCAUUGGGUGAUCAGGAGUCCUGAACCAUGGGGACUGCCUCUUGAGCUGAAAAUUAUGCCGCAGUAUUUCAAAGAGCUCGGCUACGCAACGCAUCUUGUCGGAAAGUGGCAUCUAGGGUAUUUUCAGAAAGAAUAUACGCCAACAUACCGUGGAUUUGACUCAUUUUACGGAUACUACAAUGGAUUCAUUGACUACUACCAACACAGAAACCAAUAUAAAAGGCAUGUCGGUCUGGACUUCAGGAUGAACAUGGCCCCGACGCAGAAGGGCUCUGGUCGGUACGCCACCGAUCUCUUCGCUGACCAUGCCAUAUCACUCAUUGAAAGCCACAACAAAUCCCAGCCUCUGUUUUUGUACCUCAGCCACCUGGCACCUCACGCAGCCACGGAGAAAGAACCCCUGCAGGCACCAGAUGAGAACGUUCGCAAGUUCGGCUAUAUCGGAGACGGCAACAGGACGAUGUUUGCAGCCAUGGUUGACAACCUUGAUGAGUCCAUAGGAAGGCUCACGGAAGCUCUACAACGUGCCGAUAUGCUGGAGAACGCAAUUAUAGUGUUCAGCAGCGACAAUGGGGCGCUGCCGUACGGCACCCACUCCAACAGCGGCUUCAACUGGCCCCUGCGUGGCACCAAGAUGUCACUCUGGGAGGGAGGGGUCCGCGUGCCGGCGUUCAUCUGGAGCCCCCUCCUGCAGAAGCGGCGUCGCGUUUCCCGGCAGCUCAUGCACAUCACCGACUGGCUGCCCACACUUUACGCCGCUGCAGGGGGCAAUCCUUCGAGCCUGGGCUACGUGGACGGCUACAACAUGUGGGAGGCCCUGUCCCGUGGUUGGCGGUCGCCACGCAAAGAAGUGUUGCUCAACAUCGACCCAGUGACGGGCUCCGGUGCCCUGCGCUAUGGCAAGCACAAGAUCGUGUACGACAUUCCCAUCAGGGGUUCGUCGGACGUGCAACUCAAGACGGCCGGUCAGCCUAGGCCAACGUUGCAGGCAGAUGAAGAGCUUGACUGGCUCAUGGAAAACUCGCUGGCGGCCAAAGCGCUGCGCAUGUUCUACAACACCAACCGGCUGCCCCCGAGACCCAACUGGAGGAGGGACGCCACGGUUCAGUGCGGCGUGCUCGCCUAUCACAGCAAUUUCGUCUCGCAGCAACCGCCCUACCUGUUCGACCUCGAGAUCGAUCCGUGCGAGAUGUUCAAUCUCGCCGACGUAAGAAGAAGGACCAUGGGCACCAUGAUUCGCAUGCUGCAAAGCUUCGAGCGAAACAUGAUUCCGCACCGGAACCAACCCGAAGAUCCGCGAUCUUACCCCGAAAAGCACGGCGGCAUAUGGACAACCUGGAGGAGAUCUUCAGAGUAGAGACAGCACUGCCUGACUGCUUUUCUGGCGCCAUGUACAAAAAUGUUGUUAUUGCUUUUUGUUGUUCCUUCUCUUACAUUUCCAAUAUCUUUUUUUUUUUUCUUGCUUUUCUCUGCCUCACGUGGAGCCACCGGUUGUGCUUUCCGCGAAGGAAUUCGAGGUGAACAGCAGGCUGCUCGCCAGCGACCAAUAUCGCUCGUUCUUUCUUUGUCGUAUUUCUUUUUUUUUCUUUUUGAAAGAACAGUGUGAAAGAGUUUCAGAACGUACUCUACAGGCCAGUGUCAUCCUACACAGGUUGACCAGGAGCCGCUUAGCCAACGGAAAAAAGCCACUCACCACUGUGAACUUUCACUUUUUUUUGGGCCCCUGGCCUCGCUAAGCUGUAUGUUUACAGCUUUCUUGCCAGGGUGGCCUUCAACACUGUGCUUUUUGCAUGUUGUAAAUAAAACUUGACUUGAUGAUUUGCUCAAGACAGCGCUCUGCAAUUGCUCUGUAACCAAAACUUUGCUUAAUUGAAGAUGCUCAACAUAUGGAUGCGGGGCUCAUAAGUUAGGCUUGAAAAUCUUUGAAAUUUUAUAAAGCGUAGGAGGUGAUUAGCAAUGGCAGAAAAUUAGUCAUUUAUGGCACGCCAUGCGGUGGUAAUCUAUUUGUUUAUUGCGAGACUGCUCCCUACUUUAGCAACAAAAGAUAUACAUUAAAAUGACUGCGCCCUUGCAAACCACCUGAAAAGACAACGACUCUACAAAAAAAGUAACCCUCGCUGUAAUGGAAAUCCUCCAAAUCACCGUAUCUGGAAGCCAAAAUGCACAAGCGACUCGAAGCAACACCCUCUCCCCUCAUCUUAUUUGUUGUCUCUUCGUGUGUGCGCGCGCACGUGUGUGACUGUGUGUGUCAGAAGGAAACGGCGCAAAAUCGGCACCAGUAUACUAUAAGCAAUGCGAGAAGGACGCAAAAAAAAGAAGUUAAUGACCGUUUACACUAUUAAGCAGAGCUGGCCCCAGCGGAACAUACAUUCUUAAAAGUACAGCAAAAUAUAAACCAACGGACAUUCAGUGAUGUUCUCAUGUACAUAUAUUUCAAAGUGAAAGGACAUCGAAAGUCUAUUAUGUCUCUCAAGAAUCACAUGGAUCUCAUCAGUUUGCUCAAAUAGGUGCUACUAUAUUCUCUUAAAUGGGCCCCGAAGGUAUUCAAAUAUAUAAAGAAAUAAAAUAAAGGUUACGUCCCA